Exophiala spinifera is the source of this 1119-nucleotide messenger RNA. RefSeq lists its product as uncharacterized. NCBI's taxonomy places the organism in Eukaryota, Fungi, Ascomycota, Eurotiomycetes, Chaetothyriales, Herpotrichiellaceae. The record is from RefSeq and is a predicted model, not a curated record. The transcript has a single exon. Bases 1 to 1119 code for a protein of 372 amino acids. Gene Ontology annotation, molecular function: protein binding.
AUGCCGCCACCCCGUCAGUUACGCGAUUGCCAGAGCACUUGGAAGUUGACCUGUGAUGUGGACACGCUUAUAGACAACCCAACCCUCUGGCCCUCUACGGAACUUGUCCCAUCUCUGGCACAGGUCCCGGAUGAGCAACUCGAUGCAGGCCGCAUAUCGGUCAAAAGAACCCAAGUCGGGCUUGAAAAAGAUUUCAAGUUCGGCAUGUUCGUAAUGAACCAUCAUGGCCACGAUGUCGCGGAAGAGACGUUCGAGCUAGCUCGGAAAGAAGCCGAAGAUGCGUUCGAAACCACCCAGGACGGUUCCAUGGUUCGGCAUCGUGUCUAUUCAUUGUGCCGCUUGGGGAAUGUGUACCGACGACAGCACCGAUACAACGAAGCCAAGCAAAUAUUGCUCACGGCCCUCGCAUCCCAAGAGAAGUUCGGUCAGGAGCCAUCCGUGUUCGAAACACACAACAGUCUGGGCACCGUGUACACGGACUUAGCCCAGCUAGAUCAAGCAGAGAAGUACAUCCAGGAGGGCGAGAUGGGGAGAAAGAAGCUGUCAGACGCCAACAAAGCUGACCUCCAGGCCAUGAUCAACUGGGUCAAGUCAUUCCACAAUCAGGUUGUCAUUCGUCGCAAACAGCAGGGCAACCUGCUCGAGGCGGAAGAGGCCUACGAAAACGUGCUGAGGGAGGUGGAGAAGUGGCCACAAAGGUCGAAAUUCGGGCUCCAGGAGUUGCAAAUUCGGACAGGGAUUGGAAGCCUCUACCUGGAAGAACGAGAAGGUGAGACGCACUUGGAGGCAUGCGGUCGAGCUCGCCGAGCCAAAGUGGCCUUCGAAAAGGCGCUUGACGCUCGGGUCAAAAAGGCCAAAGCGGAGUGGGCCGGGGUUGAUCCUUUCUUUCUGAAACAUCCACAAAGUACUGAACCGGCGUAUCUGCAUGCCAUCGAGGGCUUGGGCAGGGCGCGUGCCCUGCUCGGCGAAGAUUCAAAGGCCCAAGACUGCUUCAAGCAGGCCUUUGAGGGUUUCCUGACGAUCAAUAGUGUCGAUAUUGGACAGCCGGCCGAAGCAUCUGCCGUUUUCUACGUCAAUAGGGGUCACCCGUGGAAGGCGGUAGGCCUUUGCAAGUCUUGA